AUGACUUCAUCGGAGGUUUCUUACAAUCGCAAAAUAAUAACGGAAGAUUUGUCGAAUGUCGAGUUUGAUACCAGUGAAGAUGUGGAAGUUAUACCAACUUUCGAUUCAAUGGGCUUACGAGAUGAGUUGCUACGAGGAAUCUACACCUAUGGUUUCGAGAAGCCGUCUGCAAUUCAGCAAAGAAGUAUAUUGCCAAUCGUUAAAGGAAGAGAUGUGAUAGCUCAGGCGCAGUCUGGUACAGGCAAAACAGCCACAUUCUCAAUUUCCAUUCUGCAAUCCCUGGACACAACUUUACGUGAAACCCAAGUCCUGGUGUUGUCGCCAACUCGGGAGUUGGCUACUCAGAUCCAAAAAGUGAUACUUGCUUUGGGUGACUUCAUGAAUGUUCAGUGUCACGCUUGUAUCGGAGGCACGAAUCUUGGAGAAGAUAUCAGGAAGCUGGACUAUGGACAGCAUGUUGUCUCAGGAACACCAGGACGAGUUUUUGAUAUGAUUCGCCGACGCGUACUAAGAACCCGUUCGAUCAAGAUGCUGGUCCUUGAUGAAGCUGACGAGAUGUUGAACAAGGGGUUCAAAGAGCAGAUCUAUGAUGUAUACCGCUAUUUGCCACCUGCAACUCAAGUAGUUCUUAUUUCUGCCACAUUACCCCAUGAAAUUUUAGAAAUGACCUCGAAGUUCAUGACAGAUCCUAUCAGAAUCCUGGUCAAACGUGAUGAGUUGACACUAGAAGGAAUCAAGCAGUUCUUUGUAGCAGUAGAACGUGAGGAAUGGAAGUUUGAUACCCUCUGCGAUCUUUAUGAUACCUUAACCAUCACUCAGGCAGUGAUCUUCUGCAACACAAAGAGAAAGGUAGACUGGCUCACACAAAAGAUGCAGGAAGCUAACUUCACAGUCAGCUCAAUGCACGGAGACAUGCCUCAAAAAGAAAGAGAUAACAUUAUGAAGGAGUUCCGUUCUGGUCAAAGCCGUGUACUCAUCACAACUGAUGUUUGGGCGCGAGGUAUCGAUGUGCAACAAGUGUCCCUAGUCAUCAACUACGAUUUGCCAAACAACCGUGAGCUGUACAUCCACAGGAUCGGCAGAUCAGGACGAUUUGGACGCAAAGGUGUGGCCAUCAACUUUGUCAAAUCUGAUGAUAUCAGGAUUCUUAGAGAUAUUGAACAGUACUACUCCACUCAAAUUGAUGAGAUGCCAAUGAAUGUGGCUGAUUUAAUAUAA
Messenger RNA from Spodoptera littoralis (African cotton leafworm), 1218 nucleotides. The record is from the annotation of a GenBank genome assembly. NCBI's taxonomy places the organism in Eukaryota, Metazoa, Arthropoda, Insecta, Lepidoptera, Noctuidae.